ACAUGGUUUUGAUUUUUGUAUUCUAUUGUAAUAUUUACCAUAUUUUGAUGGUGGUGUAAGGCUAAAAAGUCGGGAAUGAAUUUCGAUCAGCUAUUGGCCACAAUCGGUGGCUUCGGGAAAUAUCAGAAGCUUCUGUAUGUCUGGAUUUGUUUACCUCAGAUUUUUCUCGGGUUUCACAUGAUGGCGAGCGUGUUUACAGGAGCCACACCACCACACCACUGUCGGAGCUCAACUUCAGGAAUGGAGGACUGGACUUUUACCUCUAAUCUUUCACACUCGAACCUGAGCAUCUCUCGUCUGGCCGGAUUCGCGGACGCGUGCACGGCGGUUUCAGGAGUGAACCGGAGCGCGCGCACGAGUUGUGAGACUGGAUGGGUUUACAGCCAUGAGAUGUUUCAGAGCACCACUGUCACUGAGUGGGAUCUGGUGUGUGAUAAGGCAGGCCUGAAUAGUCUGGGCUCAUCCAUCUACAUGCUGGGGCUGCUUGUAGGAGCUGUUGUAUUUGGAGCAAUGGCAGACAGGUAUGGGAGGAGGUUUGCCAUGCUCAUGUCUUUGGCUCUUCAGACCGUGUUUGGUGUUGCUGCUGCCUUCGCCCCAAACUUUCCUGUUUACGUCGGCCUACGCUUCAUCAUAGGAAUGACAGUGUCGGGGGUGAUAAUCAAUGCAUUUGUGCUAGGCACCGAGUGGACCUGCACACAGAGACGGAUGCUGGCCGGCAUCUUCACCGACUACUUCUUUGGUUUUGGCUACAUGUUGCUGGCUGGUGUGGCUUUUCUCAUCAGAGACUGGAGAAAACUGCAGCUGGCCAUCUCUGCUCCAGGCUUUCUCUUUAUAUUCUAUAUCUGGGUUCUUCCACAUUCUGCCCGCUGGCUGUUGGUGAAUAACCGGAAAGAGGAGGCGAUUGAUCUUCUGCGUAAAGCAGCUUCGGUCAAUGGCCGCACCUUGCCUCCCACUGUUCAGGUGGAGAGAUAUGAGAGCCCACAGGGACGGAAUCAAUAUACAGUGGUUGACCUGCUCCGAACUCCGCAGAUGAGGAAGAGAGCGCUCAUACUCUUCUACAUCUGGUUUGUUAAUGUGCUGGUGUAUUAUGGUCUGUCUCUGGGAGUGUCUGACCUCGGCGCUGACCUUUACCUCACUCAGUUCAUGUUUGGAUUGGUGGAGAUUCCUGCUAGGACGCUGGUGUUGGUUCUCCUGCCCUGCAGUCGGAGGAUCCCGCUGAGUGUGUUUCUGGCUGUCGGAGGCGGCGCGUGUCUGCUCACCCUCACUCUUCCAGCAGACAGUGCUCAUGUUCGGACAGCUUUGGCCAUGGUGGGGAAAUUCGGAAUUACAGCAUCUUUUGCUAUCAUCUAUAUUUAUUCUGCAGAACUUUUCCCGACCGUCCUCAGACAAACAGGUAUUGGUGUUUCAUCUAUGUUUGCACGGAUGGGAGGAGUUCUAGCACCUCUAAUAAACCUGCUGGGCCGUCACACACCUGUUGUGCCAAUGCUAAUCUUCGGCUCUACACCUCUGCUAGCUGCAGCGCUCGCCUUAGCACUACCCGAGACUGCCAGACAACCACUGCCAGACAGCAUUCAUGACACAGAGAAGGCUACUCUGAGAUAUGACGGACAAAUUCCUGUGCAAACCAGUCCAUCACCAAACAGCACAGAUGGACAAGAAUUGCAGAGUUUAGCAGAUGAGUGCAAAUAGACAAUCAUGAUCACACACGCAAACACACUUGUUUUUGUCAAUUGUGAGAAUUGAAUAGGUCUCUGUUGUUUUUAUUCUGCACAAACUGUAAUUUUUAUUUCCCUAACCCCACCCUAUCACCAAACCCAACCCUCACAGGAUACUGUGACUAGUUUAACUUUCUGAAAAAACUCAUUAUGUGUGAUUUAUAAGCUUUUUGAGAAAUGGGG
Molecule: messenger RNA, 1898 nt
Organism: Danio aesculapii
Lineage: Eukaryota; Metazoa; Chordata; Actinopteri; Cypriniformes; Danionidae
Product: solute carrier family 22 member 13
Exons: 10
Coding region: 76-1689 (537 amino acids)
Biological process (GO): transmembrane transport
Cellular component (GO): membrane
Molecular function (GO): transmembrane transporter activity
Source: RefSeq, a predicted model, not a curated record